AUGUCAGAAUAUGUGUUGCUACAGUCUUAUCAAACAUUUUUACAGCACAAAUUCAACAGCGCACUAGAUAGGCAGAGUUCGAUCUGUUUUCUGGACACGUGUCCUGCAGCUGUCGCCCUCCUUUUUGACAAGAUGGUGGUCUGGAAAUUUAUCCUCGCUCUGAACGCUGUCGUUUUACUACGAGAGGUAUCUGCUCAAAGUAUUUCAGAAAUUAUAGAUAAAUAUGACUACCUAGACUACAUGAAGGUCAUUAUGGGAGGGAAGUUCCUAAAAGGCAUAAACGACCCUGAGUCAGAUAGUGGAGAGUAUCCCAUGCAAGAAGCUGACGUAAAACCGUACUACAUAGACACCCACCCCGUCACCAACGCACAAUUCUGGAAGUUCAAGGAAGCCAAGCCCCGGUAUGUGACGACAGCAGAACAUCACGGGUGGAGCUGGGUCCUAAAACCCUUCCUGUCCCCCACCGUCCUUGACCGGGGCCGGGACGUCCCACAGGGAACAUGGUGGGUCUCCGUUAGGGGCGCAGCGUGGAACAAGCCUGAGGGCUUAGGUUCCACCAUUAGAGACCGCCUGGAUCACCCCGUGGUACAUGUCAGUAUGGAGGAUGCCAAAGCGUACUGCACGUGGGUAGGGAAGCGAUUGCCCACUGAGAACGAGUGGGAAUUUGCAGCUCGUGGGGGACUUCACGCUAAGAUUUAUCCGUGGGGAGAUCGAUAUCAGAGGAAUCGGACCAACCUCUGGCAGGGAAAGUUUCCUAACGGGAACACCAAGGCUGAUCAUUGGGAUGGGACCUCUCCUGUCGAUUUUUACCAGACACAGAACGCUUUUGGUGUAUACGACAUGAUAGGGAAUGUUUGGGAGUGGACAGCCACACGGUACUACGACAGAGUUGUGGAUAGGAAACUCCAGGAGUUAAUGUAUGUGGUCAAGGGCGGAUCCUUCAUAGAUAGCCGGGACGGCCACUGUAAUCAUAUCGUCAGGACAGCUCAAAGAAUGGGUUUACAGCCGGAUUAUACGGCUCAGAAUCUUGGCUUCCGAUGUGUCCGCAGUGCCAAAGCAUAUUGGGACCUCCAUGGUCACAAGAACUUACGGAGACCAUACGUAGGGGACAACAAACCUGACCCCACUAGGAGGCGCCCACCCAGGCACCACAGGAAAGAUGAACUAUAGGAACCACCACAUGGGAAAAAAAUAACUAUAGAGAGGGCUCUUCAAGUCCUACUGUGUAAGAAUCUAGUCACAAAAUUGUGGACAACCGUGUCACAAGCAAAUACUGAUCAAAGGAACAGCUGGAUAAAAUAACAAGGACUUUUAACCAAAA
Molecule: messenger RNA, 1321 nt
Organism: Saccostrea echinata
Lineage: Eukaryota; Metazoa; Mollusca; Bivalvia; Ostreida; Ostreidae
Product: inactive C-alpha-formylglycine-generating enzyme 2-like
Cellular component (GO): endoplasmic reticulum
Source: RefSeq, a predicted model, not a curated record